CAUCCACAAACGGGCGGAGUACGCCAAGCACGCUGCUCGUCUUGGCUCCAGAUCAGCCUUCUCGGCAGACUGGGGCAAGGCGGAAUGCUUGAUCCCUGGACCAGUAACGUCCUUUCAUCAAUCAUCGGGUCGACCUAGGUCGUAUGUGACCUUCUCCUUGGAGCAGUGAUAUGCCAUGUAUACAAAGAUGUCGAUAAGGAAGGACAGCAUGUCUUGCCAUAUACUGCGGCCUGGGGGCCUACAAAAGGAGAUGCUCUGGGACCGAUUGACCAGCUCCUUCCAGCCUUCCUCUGGGUAGAACUACUUGAUCGAUCAUCUCUGCCCUGGACCUCCUCUGGACUCUCUCACACGACAACGAGUGGACUUUCGUUUGUGUGACUCUCAUCAUGUAUCGUCUCGCUACCUUUGCCGCCCUGGCAGGCAGUGUGUUGUGCAAGGAGAAGCCAAAGGACUUUAGCAUUGCAGCCGAUAAGUACGACAGCGGGACUAUGCACAUGGAAAUCAUGGCCACCAAGCGAGGCACAUUCCAGCGUCAGCGUGACAGCGGCGCCAUGAACUCGGAGCAAUACAUCGAGCUCCCUUUUGCCAAUUGUCGGGAUGGAAAAGCCCAGCCGUUCAGGAACAAUGCUACACUGGCCUUUCGCUGCAACAACCUCAACCUCCAUCACUUCCUCUCCCACGCCGCUCUAGGCAGCGCAACCGGCGAGGGAUCCUCCUCAUGGGGCUGGACAUCCGACGACGGCCGAGAGUUCAUCGCCAUCGCCCAAGCCGACGGCGCAGCCUUCGCCCAAGUCACCACAGCCGGCAAGCUCGAAUACCUCGGCCGCCUGCCCAAGACCAGCGCCGCCGAGCCCGAGAUCUGGCGCGAAAUCCGCGGCUACAACAACUACAUGAUCAUCGGCUCCGAGGCCGAAAAGCACAACAUCCAGAUCUUCGACAUGACCAAGCUGCUCGACCUCGACAACCGCAACCCCGUCACCUUCAACCCCGACACCGACGUCACCGGCAUCUUCACCGACCUCCCCAUCGGCCGCACCCACAACGUCGUCGCAAACCCGGCCUCGGGCUUCGCAUACUCCGUCGGCGCCGCCCCCCGCACAGAUAAAUGCCGCUCCGGCCUCAUCGCAAUCGACAUGUCCGACCCCGCUCACCCGACCUCCCCCGGCUGCGCCGCCAUCGACGGCUACGUCCACGACGCCCAGUGCCUCAUGUACAAGGGGCCCGACGCCAAGUACGCCGGCCGCGAGAUCUGCUACGGCUACAACGAAGACUCGCUCUCCAUCUACGACAUGUCCGACAAGCUCGACCCGCACCUCGUCUCCGUCACCUCCUACGACGGCGCCGCCUACACCCACCAGGGCUGGGUGCUCGACCCGGACUGGCAGGAAUACCUGAUCAUGGACGACGAAUACGACGAGUUUGACCGCGUUGGCCCUGCGGCCGACGGCCAUCCUGUCACCUAUAUCUGGGAUAUCUCCGAGCUGGAACGACCCAGGCAGACGGGCUACUACAAGAGCACCGCCUACUCGGUCGAUCAUAACCAGUAUAUCGCGGGCAAGUAUGCGUAUCAGAGUAAUUAUGGCUCUGGGUUCCGGAUCUUGGAUGUCUCGUCUAUCCCCGCGGAUCCGACCGGGGCGGGGGUGAAGGAGGUGGCGUUUUUUGAUGUUUACCCGGAGGAUGAUGCGGAGCCGAAUGGCGGGGUUAUUGAUUUUGUGGGGACGUGGUCGUCGUAUGCGUUGUUUGAGUCGGGGUUUAUUGUUGUUAAUACGAUUGAGCGGGGGGCGUUUGUGUUGAAGGUGCAGAGUUUGGGGUAG
This is a messenger RNA of Pseudovirgaria hyperparasitica, 1814 nucleotides long. RefSeq lists its product as uncharacterized. Lineage: Eukaryota; Fungi; Ascomycota; Dothideomycetes; Acrospermales; Acrospermaceae. The record is from RefSeq and is a predicted model, not a curated record. The transcript has 2 exons. Gene Ontology annotation, cellular component: extracellular region. Bases 387 to 1814 code for a protein of 475 amino acids.